Molecule: messenger RNA, 1671 nt
Organism: Trichoderma virens Gv29-8
Lineage: Eukaryota; Fungi; Ascomycota; Sordariomycetes; Hypocreales; Hypocreaceae
Exons: 1
Coding region: 10-1485 (491 amino acids)
Molecular function (GO): iron ion binding; heme binding; monooxygenase activity
Source: RefSeq, a predicted model, not a curated record
CUUGACAUCAUGUUUACACAACAGCCGCAGCUGACCUCUGAGAGGUCGCUAGAUGGCCCUCCUCCUCCAGUUGUUCACAUUCCUCGAGAAGUUCGACGCUCAAUCAAGGUCAAUGAAGCUUACAGUAAAGCUUUGGAUGAGCACGGUCCUGUUAUUGUUGUCCCUAGGCAUGGGCGCAACGAGUACGUCAUUGACCACAGGUAUGCCCGUGAAGUUCUCACAGACACCGAAAACUUUACCUUUGAAAAGGCAGUCUUUGACCUGCUUCAUCUGGGAUUCCUGGCAGUAUUUGACAAUGGCGCCUUUGUCCACGACGUUGACGCCUUGGUGGAAAAGAACGUGCAGCCGCGAAUGAAUGCGAUUAUAGACCAAAUUUUCCCUGUCUUUCGGGAAUAUUUUGAUCGCUUGGAGGAUGAGCUACCCAGUGGUGCGGACGACAAGACGUUCGUUGAGUUUCCGGACAUUUUCUAUCGGAUACAGCUGGCUAUAGCACACGCCAUGGUUGUUAUGAUUCUUGGCCAAGCGCAUGCCUCUUCCGUCGUCGCUGGCCGCUUUGCAGCAAUUGCUAUUGCCAUGGCUAACAUGACGGGAAUGCACGAGAAUACGCAUGAGUGGAUUCGCUUCCCGUGGCUCUGGGUCCUCAUUAAUGGUUUUUCUGCCAUCUUCUUCACAAUUAUACCUCAGUUCUUCUUCUAUGUCGCGCCUGCGUUGUGGAAGGCUCGGCACGAGCACUUGGAUAAUGGGCUAGCUGCACGCCAUAGCAAUUUUGUCCCCCUCUUUGACAUUCUCCUCACAAAGCACUAUCAAGGAAAGACUGGUAUAUUUGCGCUGGCUGGAUUCUUCCGUUGCGUUAUUCUUUCCAUCGGAAUCAUAUUCGCAUCCAUCCACCAGACUGUGGUUGCUGGUUCCUGGAUCCUGGUCAAGCUGACCCAAAUGCAAGACGAGUAUCUGCCUGCCAUCCGCCAAGAAUGGGAGUCCGUCAAUCCCCCCGGGGAGAACAUUACUGUGAACAAAUUGAGCAAAAUGACGCUGACGGACUCAUUUAUGCGCGAAGUCCUGCGUACUAAGGGUGACGCCUGGGGUCCCGUGCGACAGACCACCAGGGCUGUUCGAGUCGGGCCAUAUGUGCUUCCAAAGGGUGCUAUGUGCAUUGUGCUCAUCUCACGGGCCCACCAACAUCCAGACAACUACGGUGAUGAAGGAAAAGUCUUCGAUGGCUUCCAGUGGGACAAGAAGCAACGCCCCGCCGUCCAAGGAAAUCAUGACUUCCUGACCUUUGGCUUGGGCAGAUGGGCAUGCCCCGGUCGUCAGUUGGCUAUCCACGAGAUUAAGAUUGUGCUUUAUAUGUUCUUUUCAAAGUUCGAUAUCAAGCUAAAGGCUAAUACCUUCCGGACUACCAAUACUAUUAACACCACCGCAGUUGCACCAGAUGCCACACUACUGCUAAGGCGAAGAAAAGAUACUGACGUCGCAACUGUUGUCUGAUAGAGUAUUGUAUUGCGUCUACUGAAAUUGAGAAAUAUUUUUAGGUGGUUACUGUUACUAAGUAAAAUGCUGCGUAUGGAUGCAAAUUGUUAUCUUUAGUUUUAGUGGUGGAUCAUUAUAACUUAAGAUUAUAUAGUUAUAUAAAACACAGGCUUUAGGUUAAAUUUUAUAAAAUAAAAAGCUAAG